UCGACUGACGCAGAGUGGGCGGCCUGGCGGCGGAUGGCACUGAGCGCGAGAGGCGGUAUGGGCCGGUCGACGUGGCACGGUGCAGGAGGUGGCACAGGGCAACACGGGUGGUCAAACGACGGCGGCAGUGCGACGCGGUGACGGGAGCAGGCGAGGGCAGUGGUGAGUAAAGGGCGGUUAGGGCUAGAGUUUUUUGGGCGGGACUCUAGCCCAAGUCCUAUUUAAGCAGUGACCGGCGGCGGCCGACAAUCCGCAAGCUAGCGGUUUUGGAGGUGAUGGAGACGAAAGGAGAAACUAAUGAGACGGGAGAUGGCAUCGACAAGAUACAGGGGUUCACAAUGUCGAUGAGCUUCUUGAUUGCCCUGUCUGCUAUGAGCCCCUCAGGCCUCCGAUUCUCCAGGAUUUCCAUGCUGGACGCCGUGAGAAGCUCGUCGCUGUCUGAUGGGCUGCCAAAGGACUUCUUCUGCGUCGUGCCCAAAGCUGCUGAUAGAGGGGACGGUGUCGUGCUCACGACCACCAUCCAUACUGAGUCGGUGGACGUUGAUGAAGACAAGCUGGAGGUUGAGGAUGACGAGGACGAGGAUGAGGACGAAUAUGUUUGAUACGAUCAAUAUAUUCGAUGAAUGCGCAAGAUUAAUUUAGUUAGGUCGGGUUCUCCGUAUGGACGUCGAUCAGUACUUGUAUUUAUAUCCAGAGUUUUUAUUCAUGAUUUCCAAAUUAAAAUCUGAUACUAGUUUUUUAUAGAA
Messenger RNA from Phragmites australis (common reed), 746 nucleotides. RefSeq lists its product as uncharacterized. Bases 276 to 602 code for a protein of 108 amino acids. The record is from RefSeq and is a predicted model, not a curated record. Lineage: Eukaryota; Viridiplantae; Streptophyta; Magnoliopsida; Poales; Poaceae. The transcript is spliced from 3 exons.